Sporothrix brasiliensis 5110 is the source of this 1803-nucleotide messenger RNA. RefSeq names its product distribution and morphology protein 34. Lineage: Eukaryota; Fungi; Ascomycota; Sordariomycetes; Ophiostomatales; Ophiostomataceae. Gene Ontology annotation, cellular component: ERMES complex. The record is from RefSeq and is a predicted model, not a curated record. Gene Ontology annotation, molecular function: lipid binding. The coding region runs from base 1 to 1803 and encodes 600 amino acids. Gene Ontology annotation, biological process: mitochondrion organization; phospholipid transport. The transcript is spliced from 2 exons.
AUGGCGUUCAACUUCAACUGGUCGCCCCUCGCGGCCGACGCCAGCUUCUACCAGCGCGCCCGCGAGAUGCUGACGACGGCGCUCAACAAGUCGCCCAAGCCGCCGAUUAUCGUCGACGACAUUAUUGUCACCGAGUUCAACCUGGGCUCCGUCCCGCCAGAUCUGGAAAUCCUCGAGAUUGGCGAUAUUGCCGCCGACCGCUUCCGGGGCAUCUUCAAGAUGUGCUACGCGGGCGACGCUUUCUUGACCCUCAAAACACGCGUCCAGGCCAAUCCACUCAACACCUACCUCUCCUCGAAACCGUCCUUCACAUCACCAGAUCCCCUCGCCGCCGCGUCCGGCCUCACCAUCCCACUCCAAAUCACCCUGUCCGAAAUCAAACUCUCCGCUUUUAUUAUUGUUGUUUUCUCUAAGCAAAAGGGUCUCACAUUGGUCUUCCGCAAUGACCCCCUUGAGUCUCUCAAGGUCUCUUCGACCUUCGACUCCAUCCAGUUCGUUAGGGACUACCUGCAACGGACAAUCGAGGGCAAGCUGCGGGACCUGAUGAUGGACGAGCUUCCCGCCAUCAUCCACCGCCUAUCGCUGCAGCUCUGGUCCCCCGACCAGGUACCAAAGGACGAAGAUGCCACUGCCAAUGCCGAGGACGACGAUGGCGAGAUGCGCGUGAACCCCCUGGCCGAUGCACCCUCAGAUGCCGUCGACAUCAACGGCAACCUCGUCGACGCUGGCGAGAUCCCGUCCCUCUCCACCACUGGCAGCCCCGAGUCUCAGUCCCUGUUCUCCCAGAAGAACUUGCUACGCCUCGCCGCCCUCACCGACUCACACCGCACGUUGUCCUUGUUCACGCCGGGCAUUCGGGAAGUCGUCUUCCGCGCAUGGGCUGGCCCCUCGGACCGCCAAGACACGCCCACCGGCGGCAACAACAGCCCACCCUUUGCCACACCGUCACUGUCGCGCGGCAACUCGUUCACUGCAGCUGCCACGAACACGACUGCAUCGACAACCACGUAUACCUUCUCCGAUACCGGUAGCCAGGUCCACGGCCACCUGCCAUCACGGCCAUCGAUGGUCAACCUUAGCUCUGCAACAACCGGCCUUUCUCUCGGCUCCAACAGCCAGAGGCAUCCCAAGUCGUACGGCAACGGACGCCGAAAGAAGACGCGCGUCGUGAACCUGCGCAAGAGCAGCAGCGGCAGCAGCACCAAGGAUAUCAUUGCAGGCAGCGCACCUGUCAGUGAAGCCGGUGACACGGCAUCGGAUAGCGUGUCUGUCCAGGGCCCGCUGUCGGAGCCGAUUAUGCCUACUUCCAUCCCUGAAGAAGACGAGGCCCAGGACAUGCUCCAGACGCCGCCACGACCUCUCUCACCGCAAGAGCCACUGAGCAACAUCGGCGCAGCACUUGCCGCUGCCAGUAUUGCCCCUGGAGUCCACUUCCAAGAGAACACAGAGAAGAAUGCAGCCGAGAGCGCACUCCCGGCGUCUCGGCCGCAGCAGAAGCGCCGGGAAGUAAACCGCGCCGGUGUUCCUACCACACCGAUUGGGGGCAUUUUUGAGCCGAGAACAGCCGGACCCUUCUCUCCGUCCAAAGAAUCCGCACCUGCAGUCUCCUCGCCCUUGGCAGGGACUCCUAUGACACCGCCAUCCGCGGCUUUUCAGGACUCGUCGCCAGUCAUGGAAAAGGACUGGAUCAUGAAGAUGGCAAGCGAAAUCGCUCGCCGCGUGUACGACGAGAACCGAAAAAACCCUGCCUUCUGGGACGACCGGGACGACGCCCCUCCACCAGCAUAUGAGGCCACGAGAUAA